AUGCACAGACGUGUCGUUAAAUGCAUAAACAACCUGAAGCGCAAGAGGAGCGUGUGCAGCGUAUCGUAUGGCUACCUAAACUUAACCGUUAAUGAUAAAAUUGCUCCUUACUUUGAAGGGCUAAAAAAAAAAAUAAUUUAUAUUAACAAUUCCAAGGAUUGCAAAGCAUACAUACAGGAAAUUAAGAAAAAUGUUCUACUUGAAAAGUUAAGUAUUAUCGGUUUGGAUGUCGAAGGAUACAAAAUUGGAAGAAACGGGACAGUAAGUCUUAUACAAAUAUGUGCACGAGAUAUAUAUCUUUUCGAUAUAUACAAAUGUGAUAAUAGCUAUUUAUUUAUUAAAUAUUUAAGGGAGUUAUUAGAAGACCAACAAGUAAUAAAAAUUUCACAUGACUGUAGAGAGGAUUGCUCCAUAUUAUAUAACCAAUACAACAUUAACCUAAAUAAUAUAUUCGACACACAAGUAGCGUAUAAUUUAUUUUUAAAAGAAAACAAAAAGGAGCUAUAUCAAAUAAGUUAUGAUGAUUUAUUGUAUAAAUGUUUACUUUUAAAUAAUAAACAUAAAAUAUAUUUUCAUAAAAUUAUUUCUCUUGACCAAAAAAUAUAUUUAAAGAGACCCAUAGCGAAAGAACUUAUUCAUUAUGCUGUUCAGGAUGUUUUAUAUUUAAAGCCACUAAUGUCAAAUUUGGUGGAUAGGCUAAUAUGUGUGUAUAAAAGUGGUCAGGCAGAAAAUGGCAGUUUUCGCAUGGACAAUCAAGUCAGCAUAUUAAAUGUUAAACACGUGGGAAAUGAAAAUGAACAUAUUAAUCUGAAUGAAUAUAGAACAACUUUAAUAAAACAUGUAGUAAAAAUGAGUGAACAGUAUAUCAAUUAUCAGUUUUUAAAUUCUCAUAUUAAAAAUGAGAAACAACUUCAAAAGGGAAUGAUUCUAGAUGGUAUGGUAGUUUCCUGUAACACUUUAAAUCUGUAUUUAAAAUUGAAUUUAAGCAGGAGGGGUGUAAUAACAAACGUUUUAAGGAAUCAAUUCGAAAUUGGAGACGUGGUUAAAUGUGUUAUCCUAGGAUUUGGAAGUAAUGAUUACAUCAAAUUAGGGUUGUUUGGCCCCUCCCCCACUGUACCUCAAUUUGUUCAAUAA
Molecule: messenger RNA, 1134 nt
Organism: Plasmodium gonderi
Lineage: Eukaryota; Apicomplexa; Aconoidasida; Haemosporida; Plasmodiidae
Product: 3'-5' exonuclease domain containing protein
Exons: 1
Coding region: 1-1134 (377 amino acids)
Biological process (GO): nucleobase-containing compound metabolic process
Molecular function (GO): nucleic acid binding; 3'-5' exonuclease activity
Source: RefSeq, a predicted model, not a curated record